This is a messenger RNA of Sitophilus oryzae (rice weevil), 2103 nucleotides long. Its product is annotated as beta-glucuronidase-like. Lineage: Eukaryota; Metazoa; Arthropoda; Insecta; Coleoptera; Curculionidae. The transcript has 12 exons. Bases 171 to 2054 code for a protein of 627 amino acids. Gene Ontology annotation, molecular function: carbohydrate binding; beta-glucuronidase activity. The record is from RefSeq and is a predicted model, not a curated record. Gene Ontology annotation, biological process: carbohydrate metabolic process; glucuronoside catabolic process.
ACUUCAAAAUACAUAUCUACAUAACAAUUAUAUCUUUAUGUUCAAACCAUGAACGCCAAACACUUACACCUAUAGAUACAAGAUAAACUCAUUCAUAAUAAUAUGAUUACCACUUAUUUAGUCAUCGUCAAGCUAGCGGGGAACAUCAACAGGAAAUAAAAUUAAAAAAUAUGAGAAAAAUACUUGUUAUAUUCACUUUAGGGACAGUGUUGCAUAUAUCGAAUGGAGGUAUUUUACCUCCACAAGCAUCAUCAGUGAGAGAACUCCUUAGUUUGGAUGGUUUAUGGCAUUUUACCACCGAAUCAAAAUUUUUGAGUAAUAUCGAAGAUGCUAAUGAUCUCGAACUAAAUUUGAUGCCUGUACCAUCAAGUUACAACGAUAUAUCGACUCAGCUCAGUUUAAGAGAUCAUGUUGGUUCCGUAUGGUAUCAAAGGAAAUUCUUCGUCCCUUCGUCAUGGGAAAGCAAAAAAGUAUGGAUAAGAUUUGGAUCCGUCUGUUACAAUGCCAGUGUUGUUAUCAACGAUGUCGUCGUUUUGACUCACCAAAUUGGUCAUUUACCUUUUGCUGGUGAGAUUACUUCAGCUGUGAAAUACGGAGAGGAAAAUGUAAUAACUGUUGAAGUUAAUAAUAUUCUAACUUCCUCUACAGUUCCACAGGGUGAAGUAACAACAUUGGUCAGUGGCAGAGUAAAACAAACUUAUACGUUUGAUUUUUUUAAUUAUGCUGGUAUUGACAGGCCUGUAGUAUUGUACACAUCUAGCGGAUCAUAUGUUGAUGAUAUUCUUGUUAAAACGGAUAUUGUAGAUCAAUCAGGAUAUGUAACAUAUAAUAUAUCGGUUGCAAACGAUGAUUCUUCCAUAUCUCAAGAAAUAUCAGUUUUGGACAAAUCAGGAAGUGUUGUAGCUUCCAGCUCAAACAGAACAGAUACUUUGGAAAUACCAAAUGCCACCUUGUGGUGGCCGUAUUUGAUGGACGCAAAUCCAGGGUAUUUAUACAAACUUCAGGUAAAUUUGUUCCAAAACGACAACUUGAUUGACACGUAUAGUCAGCCAUUUGGAAUCCGUAAAUUGACAUAUGAUAAUGACACUUUUACGAUCAACGGAAAAAAUAUCUACAUCAAAGGUUUUGGUCGCCAUGAAGACUCAGAUAUUCGUGGAAAAGGAUUGGAUUUACCCUUGAUCAUCAGAGAUCACAACCUGAUCAAAUGGAUAGGAGCCAAUUGCUAUAGAACAUCUCACUAUCCUUACGCCGAAGAAAUCAUGGAUUUGGCUGAUCAGCUUGGAAUCAUGAUCAUUGACGAAGUACCAGCUGUUAAUACAGAGAAUUUCAAUAAUGGUUUAUUAGAAAACCAUAAAAAAUCUUUGAACGAGUUGUACAGCAGAGAUAAAAAUAGGCCUUCCGUUGUGAUAUGGUCUAUUGCCAACGAACCUAGAAGUAGCUCUGAUGGAGCAGACAUUUAUUACAAGAAGGUAUCUGAUCAUAUGAAGUCUUUGGAUAGAUCCAGGCCAAUUACGAUUGCAAAUUUAUAUGAUGUGGACGAAGAUAAAUCAGAGCAAUUUGUAGAUAUCGUAGGAUUUAAUCGCUAUGAGGCCUGGUAUAGCAACGUAGGUGAACUUGAUGGUAUCUACACUAGGUUAAUAGAAGAUACCACUGCUUUUCGUAAGAAGCACAAUAAGCCUGUUCUUAUGACAGAAUACGGAGCCGAUUCUGUUGAAGGUCUCACUAUAUUGCCUAGUUAUAUUUGGUCGGAAGAAUUUCAAAACGAUGUAAUGGCACAGUAUUUCAGAGCUUUUGACAAGAUGAGAUCGGAGGGAUGGUUUGUCGGCGAGAUGAUAUGGAAUUUUGCAGAUUUUAAAACCGACCAAGAUAUAAGAAGAGUUGGUGGUAAUAGGAAAGGAGUGUUCACUAGAAAUCGUCAACCCAAAGCUGCAGCUUUCUUGUUAAGAAAAAGAUAUUGGGCUUUGGCCAAUAAACUGGACAACGCCACGUUGCCAGAUGAUCUGGAUAGAUACGUCAUAGACAAUACAGAAGAAAACUUACAUAAUGAAUUGUAAAAAUAUAUUUUUUUAGUGUAAAUUAAUAAUAAUAAACAAGUGAAAAAAA